GCGACCUUAGACUAGCAGAGGCAGCCAAAUAUUUGCCAAACUAGCAAUCGUCGGAAGAAGUUAAAAUAAUAUACCGGUAAAAAAAAAAAAUCAUUACACUUGAGCUGCUUACGUGUAUGUUAAGGGUUUAGGUUUCCGUGUAAACAGGAUGUCAACUCCAGCAAGACGACGUUUAAUGAGAGAUUUUAAACGGCUGCAAGAGGAUCCUCCAGCUGGAGUUAGUGGGGCCCCGUCAGAAAACAAUAUCAUGGUGUGGAACGCCGUCAUUUUUGGACCGGAGGGAACACCUUUUGAAGAUGGAACCUUCAAACUUACCAUUGAAUUCACAGAGGAAUAUCCAAAUAAACCUCCAACAGUGCGAUUUGUCUCCAAAAUGUUUCAUCCGAACGUGUAUGCAGAUGGAAGCAUAUGCUUAGAUAUUCUUCAGAAUCGUUGGAGUCCAACUUACGAUGUCUCUUCAAUCUUAACUUCAAUACAGUCUUUACUGGAUGAGCCAAAUCCAAACAGUCCAGCCAAUAGCCAAGCAGCCCAGCUGUACCAGGAAAACAAGCGGGAGUACGAGAAGAGGGUUUCUGCUAUUGUUGAACAGAGUUGGCGUGACUGUUGACCCCUGUUAUUGUUUGAGUACGAACAAUAUCCAGCCCAUAAUCAAGAAAACAACUGGUCUCACAAAAAUAAAAUGACACAUCUUAAAAUCCUUCAGUAUAUUUGUCCCAGAACUGUUGCUAAGUUUGUAUGCUGUUGUGUUGUGGCAUUCACUCCUGCCAAAUGCUAUUGUUGGGCAAUAGCGUAUGUUUGUUAAAAGUUAAUGUACCUUGUUAUAUCUGGGUUACUCUUGAUAUAUGCCCCAUUGUUAUUUUUUUUUUUCUUUUUUUAAUGGCAAUAGCCAGACUCAGUUGUCACCUUUCUACCUGUUUAUUUAUACUUGAAGUAAACCGGUUGGAUGAUAAUGUGACAGUUAAUUAGAUGUGUUUGCUGUGUGGUUUUCUGUGUAGAUACGAGUUCAUAUCUACAAAAAACAAAGCUGUUUUUAGGUGUUUCUGUUUCAGUGGCCUCACUCCUUUUGGUUUUAUUUCUUUCUGCCUUUUGAAACCCUUUCAGUGGAAUAGAAAAUUAACCUGGCAUGGAAGUUGUCCAUUCAACAGAUGCCUUUGGGGGUUAUUUUUUCUCUCAGAUGUACUUGUAAAGCCAUGCCUUUUGAUUUUUAAAAAUGUUCUAGAUAUUGGUGAAUAUAUUUGUCCCUCUUCCAACACAGAAACAAGACAUUCAGUACCCUUUCCAGGUCCUUCACUUUGUUUCAUGCGGUUUCAUAAUGCUGACAUUCAAAAGCUGUGUGAGAACAUUUCUAUGCUAUUUUACAAUCUUACAAAUCAGCUGUCAUACUAGGCUGAUUGUGUGCCGAUUGUGUCUGUUUUCAGAUUAUAAAUCGUUGCACUGGUAACCCAUGUAACAAACUGUACAUUUUCUUGUAUAUAAAAUAAAUAUGCAAAAGUU
Molecule: messenger RNA, 1494 nt
Organism: Micropterus salmoides (largemouth bass)
Lineage: Eukaryota; Metazoa; Chordata; Actinopteri; Centrarchiformes; Centrarchidae
Gene: ube2a
Product: ubiquitin-conjugating enzyme E2A (RAD6 homolog)
Exons: 6
Coding region: 149-607 (152 amino acids)
Biological process (GO): DNA repair; proteasome-mediated ubiquitin-dependent protein catabolic process; protein polyubiquitination
Cellular component (GO): HULC complex
Molecular function (GO): ubiquitin conjugating enzyme activity
Source: RefSeq, a predicted model, not a curated record